This is a messenger RNA of Cornus florida, 2811 nucleotides long. RefSeq names its product cell division cycle protein 48 homolog. Bases 113 to 2533 code for a protein of 806 amino acids. The transcript is spliced from 9 exons. Gene Ontology annotation, biological process: mitotic spindle disassembly; retrograde protein transport, ER to cytosol; autophagosome maturation. The record is from RefSeq and is a predicted model, not a curated record. Gene Ontology annotation, molecular function: polyubiquitin modification-dependent protein binding; ATP hydrolysis activity; ATP binding. Gene Ontology annotation, cellular component: nucleus; cytosol; VCP-NPL4-UFD1 AAA ATPase complex. Lineage: Eukaryota; Viridiplantae; Streptophyta; Magnoliopsida; Cornales; Cornaceae.
AAUAAACUGAAUGGUUAUAUAAAUAGCCGAUCCAGUCUUCUGAGACUCCAAAUCUCAUAUCAUCUCUUUGAUUCCUCUCUCGUUCUCUCCGUCUUUUUCAUCAAAUUCGAAGAUGAGCCAUGAAGCAGCUGAAUCUUCUGACUCGAAAGGUGGGAAGAAGGAUUUCUCGACCGCAAUCUUAGAGCGAAAGAAAGCGGCGAAUCGACUCGUCGUUGACGAGGCGGUCAAUGACGACAACUCUGUGGUCGCGAUGCACCCUGAUACCAUGGAGAAGUUGCAGCUUUUCCGUGGAGAUACAAUCAUGAUCAAGGGCAAGAAGAGGAGGGAUACAGUCUGUAUUGCUCUUGCUGACGACGCAUGUGAUGAGCCAAAGAUCAGGAUGAACAAGGUCGUCAGAACAAAUCUGAGGGUUCGGCUUGGAGAUGUUGUAUCUGUGCACCAAUGCCCAGAUGUUAAGUAUGGGAAGCGUGUCCACGUACUGCCAUUAGAUGACACUAUAGAAGGUGUCACCGGGGAUCUAUUUGAUGCAUAUCUGAAACCUUAUUUUAUGGAGGCAUACCGCCCAGUGAGGAAAGGAGAUCACUUUCUUGUGAGAGGAGGGAUGAGAAGUGUAGAAUUUAAGGUCAUUGAGACUGACCCAGGGGAGUAUUGCGUGGUUGCCCCAGAUACUGAAAUAUUUUGUGAGGGCGAGCCUGUGAGAAGGGAGGAUGAGGAUCGGUUGGAUGAGGUUGGGUAUGAUGACGUGGGUGGCGUUAGGAAGCAGAUGGCUCAGAUUCGUGAAUUGGUGGAGUUGCCAUUGAGGCAUCCACAACUUUUCAAAUCUAUUGGUGUGAAACCACCCAAAGGAAUCUUACUCUAUGGACCCCCAGGUUCAGGAAAGACGCUGAUAGCUAGAGCUGUAGCUAAUGAAACUGGUGCUUUUUUCUUUUGUAUUAAUGGACCAGAAAUUAUGUCCAAAUUGGCUGGGGAGAGUGAAAGCAAUCUCAGGAAGGCGUUUGAGGAGGCUGAGAAGAACGCCCCAGCUAUCAUUUUUAUUGACGAAAUUGAUUCAAUUGCUCCCAAGCGAGAGAAGACUCAUGGUGAAGUUGAAAGGCGGAUUGUUUCACAGCUAUUAACUCUCAUGGAUGGACUGAAAUCUCGGGCGCAUGUUAUUGUGAUUGGGGCUACAAAUCGCCCAAACAGCAUUGACCCUGCCUUGAGAAGGUUUGGUAGGUUUGAUAGGGAAAUAGAUAUUGGUGUUCCAGAUGAAGUUGGACGGCUUGAAGUUCUUCGCAUUCAUACCAAGAACAUGAAGCUUGCUGAUGAGGUAGAUUUAGAGAAAAUAUCUAAAAACACUCACGGGUAUGUUGGUGCUGACCUUGCUGCUCUCUGCACCGAAGCUGCACUUCAAUGCAUCAGAGAAAAGAUGGAUGUCAUCGACUUGGAAGAUGAAACCAUUGAUGCUGAGAUACUGAAUUCCAUGGCUGUAACAGACGAGCACUUCCAGACUGCUCUUGGAACAAGCAAUCCGUCUGCUUUGCGGGAAACGGUUGUUGAAGUUCCCAAUGUCAGCUGGGAGGACAUUGGAGGCCUUGAGAAUGUUAAGCGGGAGCUGCAGGAGACUGUCCAAUAUCCUGUGGAGCAUCCAGAGAAGUUCGAGAAAUUUGGCAUGUCACCUUCAAAAGGGGUUCUUUUUUACGGUCCCCCUGGAUGUGGAAAAACUCUACUGGCCAAGGCAAUUGCUAAUGAAUGUCAAGCCAACUUUAUUAGUAUUAAAGGACCUGAGCUGCUCACUAUGUGGUUUGGUGAGAGUGAAGCUAAUGUACGGGAAAUUUUUGACAAGGCCAGACAAUCUGCUCCAUGUGUACUCUUCUUUGAUGAGCUUGACUCCAUUGCUACUCAGAGGGGAAGCAGUGUUGGGGAUGCAGGUGGUGCUGCCGAUCGGGUUCUGAACCAACUUUUGACUGAAAUGGAUGGCAUGUCUGCGAAGAAGACUGUUUUCAUUAUUGGGGCUACUAACAGACCUGACAUAAUUGACCCUGCACUUUUGAGGCCAGGCCGUCUUGAUCAGUUAAUUUAUAUCCCUCUGCCAGAUGAAAGCUCUCGAUUACAGAUUUUCAAGGCCUGCCUGAGAAAAUCACCUGUCUCCAAAGAUGUUGAUUUGACUGCUCUUGCCAAAUAUACUCAAGGCUUUAGCGGAGCUGAUAUUACAGAGAUAUGCCAGCGGUCUUGCAAGUAUGCCAUAAGGGAGAACAUUGAGAAAGAUAUAGAGAGGGAGAGGAGGAGAAGCGAGAAUCCCGAUUCCAUGGAUGAGGACGUAGAGGAAGAAGUGGCCGAGAUUAAGGCUGCUCAUUUUGAGGAGUCUAUGAAGUACGCGCGUAGAAGCGUAAGUGAUGCCGACAUACGUAAAUAUCAGGCGUUUGCUCAAACCUUGCAGCAGUCUCGGGGGUUUGGAACUGAAUUUCGGUUUUCAGAGGCUGGACAAGGGGCUGCUGGAUCUGACCCAUUUGCUGCUUCUGCUGGAGGAGCCGAAGAAGAUGACUUGUAUAAUUAGAUUUUGAGAUACAUUACUUUUUAUUAAUUUCAGUGACUUCUUUCAGUUUCGAAUUUGCAUUUUCAGCACUAUAUGGGCGAUGCUCUCUUCAGCACCAUAUGGCUUGAGCCAAUAUUUGACUUGAAGAAGGGGUUGCUGAGUUAACUUUCUACUUUCUUGUUGCAUCCCUAGUCCCAAUUGUUUUGUUAUUUAUGGAUGGAUUUAUGUAAGGACAUGUUCAGGAUGCGAACCCUGUUCCUGCUCUGUUUUAGUCAGUGAAUCAUUGUUCUUUUACCAAA